ACCGUGGAACCCCUCGGAUACAUGUCAGGAAACAACGACUGGGAGCUUUGAUUUCGAGCUGAACGUCGGAUAAGACCCGUGUCGGUUUAUUUAUUCAGGCGGACUGGGGGAUCACGGACUGCGUGUUUUGGAAAACACACGCACACGCGCACGCACGCUCAGUCACAGGUUGCUAGCGGAGUUAACGCUAACCUAGCUAGCCUAGUUAGCUAGCUGCGGUUAGCCGUGUGUUCCCAUUACCCGGGACUUCGACCAGCCGGGGCUAAACUUAAAAACAACCAGUCAGACAUUUUCCAGACUGUCUGCCGCAUGAUUCAGGCACGAUGUGGUGUUUUUUAGGACGUUUAUCAAGUUGGCCGGCCGGUAGCAUUGGCUGACUAAAGCCUAACGUUAGUCCCUCGGUUGUCUCGCGACCUGGAUUUUUACUCCUGGAUGUGUUUUUUCUUUCUCGUUUUUUCCAUUUCCAUUUUUUUUUUUUUUUUGGGGGGGUUUAAGUGGACUUUGCCCUCGGGGUGUUGUAACUCCCCACUCUACAUUAACUUUUAAAAAGCCUCUUUUGAUUCCACUUGUGUUGGAGUAUUUCAAAACUUUUUUUUUUUUUUUUAGGAGGUAGAAAGUUUUGGGAAGUUGAGGAUUUUUUUCCGAGCUUGUGGAAAAAUGGAUGCGGGUAUAGAGAAGGAAUGCAGCGCCUUGGGAGGGCUCUUCCAGCUCAUCAUGAACGACAUGAAGGCCAGCUAUCCAACCUGGGAGGACUUUGUAACCAAAGGAGCCAAGCUACAAUCGCAGCUCAGGACGACUAUCGUGGUGACCGGAGCCUUCCUGGAUGCUUUUCAGAAGGUGGCAGACAUGGCAACCGGGACCAGAGGUGCCACCAAGGAGAUUGGCUCAGCGCUGACCAGGAUGUGUAUGAGACACCGCAGCAUCGAGUCCAAGCUCAAACUGUUCACUACAGCUCUCUCAGAAGGUCUUGUCAAUCCGCUAGAGUUGAAGAUGGAGGAGUGGAAAAAGGUGGCCAAUCAACUGGACAAAGACCAUGCUAAAGAGUACAAGAAGGCCAGAGCGGACAUCAAGAAGAAAUCAUCGGACACUAUCAAACUGCAAAAGAAGGUGAAGAAAGGGAAGGACGAGGUGAGAGGCCAGCUGGACAGCGCGCUGCAGGACGUCAACGUGCGUUACGCCGUCCUGGAGGAGACAGAGAAACGGGCCGUGUGCAGGGCGCUAAUAGAAGAAAGGGCGCGCUACUGCAGCUUUGUCAGCAUGCUGAAGCCUGUACUGGACCAUGAGAUCAACAUGUUGGGUGAGGUGACCCACCUGCAGACUAUUCUGGAAGAUCUCACCAACCUGACAGCUGAGCCCAAUAAACUCCCAGCUGCCAGCGAGCAGGUGAUAUUGGACCUGAACGGGUCAGAUUUCAACUACAGCUAUCAGACACCCCCAGCUUCUCCCAGUAACACUCUGUCCAGAAAGAGCAGCAUCAGCAGUAACUACCAGUCUGGAUCAGUGAGACAUGUUCCCUCCUUGGACUCCAUCAGCUGUGCUGUUGAUGGAGUACACAUCCAGGAUGCAGUCGGCUCCACCAAUCAGCUUGCUGCUGGGGGGAGCGGACGGGCAGAGAACGGCCUGUUGGCCCCCCCACACAACGCCUACUCACACCAUGGAGAGAGAGCUCGAGCCAUGUCGGCGUCCGGGAAGACUUGCUCUGCCCGGGAUCAGCUGGCCUUGACGUUGGGUGCGUUGAAUUCAGACGCCCCGAGGAGCAGCAGGGACUCUCUGCACUGUUCCAGCGGCUACAGCACCCAGACCACCACCCCGUCCUGCUCCGAGGACACCAUACACACACACACUGUAAAGAGAGAUCCUCCCCUCUAUGUCGACUACGAGUCCAUCUCUCUCCACGGAGACGCCGACUCCAUCUCUUUACACCACCUCUCCCACGCCAACAGCCAGUCGGACUUCGACAAGUCCUCGACCAUCCCGAGGAACUCCGACCUCAGUUUCCAGUACAGGAAGUUUGCUCAGUCCCAGCGUCCCGCCUCCACCGUCAGCCUAUUGGCCGAGCCCGAAUUGUUUGGCCGGUCCGGCCGCCAGCUGUCGUCCCACACGGCAACCAUCAGGCGCAAACCGUCGUCCAAGCCUGCGUAUCGCAGGGGCACGAUAGGCGGCGGGGUUCCCAUCCCCAUCUGCACCCCGCAGGUCCCCCUCAAAGCCGUCAACGCAGAAAAGGACGGCAACGACGAUAAUGUCUUCGCCACACCUUCUCCUGUCGAAGCCGGAGGAUUAGGCUUCAGUAAACUCUGCACCUCCACCCAGAGCCUCAGCGCCUUACCUCCCUCCUCCCCGUACUACCAGCUGGUCCCGGGUCAGAUGCCGAUCCCCGUGCCCGUACCCACCGUCCCCUCCCUGCCAUCCGAGGGCAGCAGCGCCAAGCAGCAACAACAGAGACUGUACCAGCAACAACUACAGCAACAGCAGGAGCAGAUCCACCAACAACUAAAUCAUCAUCAGCAACACAGUCAACUACAGCAGCACAACCAGCAGCUCCAGAUCCAGCAGCAGCAACUACAGCAACAGCUUCAGCAGCAGCAGCAACUCCAGCAACAGUUUCAGCAUCAGCAGCAACAGCUUCAACAUCAGCAGCAACUCCAGCAACAGUUUCAGCAUCAGCAGCAACUCCAGCAACAGUUUCAGCAUCAGCAGUCCCUGCUUCAGCAGCCCGAGCAGCUGCAACAUCAACGCGACCGGUCUGAGGACCAGCAGAAACAGAAGCUCCAGGCCGAGCUCCAGGCCGAGCUCCAGGCCUCCACGGCCCAGGGAGAGCCCUCCAGUGUGGGCCACAGCGCUCACCGCCAGCCCCAGGCUCCCCCGCCCUCCAGCCAGCACCCGGACCUGGAGCCGCUGACCCAGGAGGGGGCAGGUAACAUGCUGACCCAGAUCAGACGGGUGAAGCUCAAAAGGACCCUCACCAACGAUCGCUCCGCCCCUCUCCUGCCUCCUCCUCCGACCAAUCACAAAUGAGGCGGGUUGUUUUGCUUCCCCGCGCUGGUUUACAGCACAGACGGCACACAUGAAACAGACAGACUUCCUGUUACAAAACAGCUUGUAGACUGAUUCAUCGCUGGCAUUUGACGUGUGUCUUAUUUUAUUUUCUUAAUAUUCAUUUAAGGCUGUAUAUUUACUUUCUUUUUAAAAACAAAGAUACGAGACUUUGCCAUUUCAUUUCCUGUUUCUGCCGCGGAUGUCUUUUGCCUUCUUUUCGUUUUUUUGGGGGGUUCAUGUUUGCAUUUCAAUUGUGAGUUAAGGCUUUGUCCAACCCGGUCUUACCAAUAGAACUGUUCAUUGUCUUAGUUAGUACUUCCUGGUCAGAUGCUCGUCAUGUGGCUUGUUAAUUAGCCCUGCAGGAAACUCUGCAAUCCUGUGUGUGUGUGUGUGUGUGUGUUUGAUUUUCCUUUUUUUCCAGACUCCCAGGAGGGUGGGGUUUAGUGUUUAGUCCUGUAGCUCUGCUGUGUCACCACGGUGUGUGUGUGUGUGUGUGUGUUGGUCCAGAGUGUCUGAACAGUGAGUGUUAGGUCGGGUCCCAGUCAUCUUAAAUAGUCAAAACACAGAACGGGACGCUCAUGACUCUAAAACUGGGUCUGUAGGUUGUAAAUAUGUUAAUACAAAAACAUCUUCGGGAGCACCUAGGGAGCUCGGAUGUUUCGCUAAACCAAGCUCCCCAGGCUGGUCCGGGGUCAGUCACUUUCUUUGACCCGUACAGACAUUUAAACUGAAGAUGAGUCACAAUUUCACCUUCACACGGCAACAGUUUCCAUCCCGGGGAUGCCAAAUGGUGCCGCUGAGGGCUACUGGUUGUGGAAAAGGACUACACAUGUUACUGUGUGUGUGGGAAUGUCUGGUCCAUCUGUGUAAAUAUACUUAGCAGCUUAAAGAGACGAAUAGUAACAAAGAAGAAGGCAGUGAUUUGUUGGCAACUUUUAGCGGCAACAUUUGUUGUUUUAGGAGAAGCAGUCGGGGAUAACGGAUGGCGUUACAGCCGAGAAAGGAGCGGGCUCUGAGAGGUAGAACUGUAGGGAAAAGUGGAUCCCAGCUGCCGGUGGCGUGCAGGUCAUCAGCAGGACACAACGCCGUGUUGGACGAGCUAACUGAGCCCUCUGCCGCCGCAGAAAAGACACCUUUAGACAUCAAUUCAUGUAAAAACUAGAGACUGAUAUUAGUUAUUUUCUAAAGAAGCCCUUAAAUUUGGUUAAAAGGAAUUGUGACCAAGACUUCCUCUGAGUGGACAAACUAUAUAAUGGAGCCACUGUUUCUGACCACAUACAUAUAUUUUUGGCAUUUCUUGUUAGUUAUUAACCGCCAUAUACACCGGUACAAAGACAUGACGUUACCAAUAAACAACAAGAAAUAUCAGUACAGAACGGCCUCAUUUUGAAACCGUGUUCCCAUUACAAAUUUUGUCCAUCAGAGACUAAUGCAUUUCUUAUUUUUUGCACUAUAAAAUUUCCAGUUAAGAACUUUUUUUCUUGGUCACAACUCUUCUCUCGCCAAAUUUAAUGGCUCCAUGUCCGAAUAUCAGAAUAGGUGUUUAUAAUAAAGUAUCAUUUGCCGAGUCGGGGCCAAAGUUUAAUAAAUCCAUGCAAUCAUUUAAUAAUGAUCAUUUAAGAUAAUUUGCUUUUAAGGCUGCAAUUAAUCCAACUAAUUUGUCUUUAAAUUGCUAGAAAAUAGUUUAAAAAACGGUCUUUGCAUGUUAAGUUUAAGCUGGAACUUUUAAUUAUUUUGCUUCAAAAAGGACAAUGGAUUCAUAUUAGAUGAAUAAUCUGUCUGUUGAUCAAUUGUUUCAGCUCUAAUUAAUUGUUUUGCCAGUUUAAACGGACAUUUUCACACACGAUAUAUAACCUCAGCUCUUCGAUUUUCUGUCGGUAGACGGAGGAAGAGAGUCCCUCCUCCAACAUGGCGCUGUUCAUCCUAACUAUCGGGACACAAACCUCUAUUUAACAGAUCUCUUGAUUUACUCCAAAGGCUGAAAAUCGGUGCAUUUUACUUUCUAAAAAGUUCACAUUAAAAUACUGCUUCCACAGAUACAGGAUCUGAUCUGUUCAAUAAAGACACUGCUGGAAUUU
Molecule: messenger RNA, 5114 nt
Organism: Etheostoma cragini (Arkansas darter)
Lineage: Eukaryota; Metazoa; Chordata; Actinopteri; Perciformes; Percidae
Gene: mtss1
Product: MTSS I-BAR domain containing 1
Exons: 14
Coding region: 658-3015 (785 amino acids)
Biological process (GO): cell projection assembly; plasma membrane organization
Cellular component (GO): cytoplasmic side of plasma membrane; actin cytoskeleton
Molecular function (GO): phospholipid binding; actin binding
Source: RefSeq, a predicted model, not a curated record